AAUUUUUCACGCAUUACAAUGAGGUUCUGCAUCGUCACCGCCUGCCUUGCAGCAUUUGUUGCGUACGUAGUGAGCGAGCACUGCCACAAAGAUGACAAUCUUAUCACUACAUGCGUGUUAACAGCGUGUUCUGGCAACAACACCAUGAUGAUCUGUGAGCAUGAUGAAUGCACAUGUGCCAUUGACCCACGAGUUCCCUGUGGUAUGAAGCUAGAUUGUGAACAUAUACAGGAGUCGUGUGGCCAUGAACACCACGGACCUCAUCCACCCCCUGACAAGAGAGACCCUCAUGAUGAAGACAAGGCAUGGCAUUGUUUGGACAAUUUUUGUAAAUGUUUCUAGAACAUUAUAUCUUUGUUAAAUUUAUUCAACAAAGCAAGUGUCUUUUCCUUAAGAAACAUGUUUGUAUUUUUAAAUUUAGGACUCGAUGAGAAUUCAAACAUUCUUGCAACUCCAUACCUUAUAUACCAGAAAGGUAAUAAAUAAAUUGUUGAAAAUG
Messenger RNA from Pecten maximus, 499 nucleotides. RefSeq names its product serine protease inhibitor Cvsi-2-like. The record is from RefSeq and is a predicted model, not a curated record. The transcript has 3 exons. The coding region runs from base 19 to 342 and encodes 107 amino acids. NCBI's taxonomy places the organism in Eukaryota, Metazoa, Mollusca, Bivalvia, Pectinida, Pectinidae.